UAAUUUUCUGCACGGCACUUGAAAGCAACAUAACGAACAAAGAUUCCAAUGAAACGGGUGUGGAUGAACUGCGCAUGUGCAUAAGAGAGCUUCUAGUCGGAAGCCAAGUCGGGUUAAACCAAAGGCUUGACAUCAAAAACCGAACAUAAAAAGAAUCAUGUCAGGAUUUCUGGACGGAAUCCGAUGCGGAGACUGUGAGUGCAACGUUGACUGGGGGGAAAGAAGAAAUACCAUUGCAUCCAUAGCUGCUGGAGUUCUGUUUUUCACAGGAUGGUGGAUCAUCAUUGAUGCUGCUGUGAAAUAUCCUGAUCAGGGACAGUUUCAUCAUGCCUAUCAUACCUGUGGAGUCAUAGCAACAGUGGCCUUUCUCAUGAUAAAUGCUGUUUCUAAUGGCCAAGUGAGGGGAGACAGCUACAGUGAAGGAUGCCUUGGACAGACUGGCGCUCGAGUUUGGCUCUUCAUUGGCUUCAUGCUGGCUUUCGGCUCCCUUAUUGCCUCCAUGUGGAUUCUCUUCGGAGGAUUCGUGGUGCCUCAGAAGCCUGCUGUGUAUCCUGGUAUUGCCAUUUUUUUCCAAAAUGCAUUCAUUUUCUUCGGAGGUUUGGUCUUCAAGUUUGGGCGCACAGAGGAUCUCUGGCAGUAAACGACUGCUUGUGGCGUUCUGUCUACGGUUAAACACUCUGCUUUCUAUAUUGUAUGAGACAAUAUUCUUCAGUCAUUCAUAUAAAUAUAGAGCUUUUUUUAGCUUUUACAUUUAAAUGUGUAAUUUAUGUUCUUUUGAUGUAUUGUAGCUAAAUCAUAACUAAGCACAAAUUGUCAUAGAUUUCCGUAAAAUUAAACACCUUUCAAACAUGGCACAUCAUUAAAUGCGUGCUUGCACUCAGACUGUAUCCAUGUUCUUAUUAUGGUUUACAAGUUGUGUAUACCAAAAUGUAUAUAGUGGAGCUUUGCUGCAACUUUCCCUGGGGUCGGCUCACUUCUUUAAUAGAACAUCCUUUGAUUUGUGUGAAAAUUUGAGUUUAUUAUGGGAAUUAUUACUGAAUCUAUGCAUAUGAUGUUGUUUUGAAUUUUUUUUUUGCAACUUUAAGAGUUCAUCUGCUCUGCAAUAAAUCAGAUUAAAUGUUGCAGACCUGAAAUCAGCAGAGGGUCAUAACGGUAAGGUGUUGUCUCCUUAACAGAGGUGUUGAUUUCAGUUUCAUUUCUCUAGUGUAAAGCAUUGAGUCAGUUUCCUACAACGUCAGCAUUAAACAUACUGCGCAGUAAA
Molecule: messenger RNA, 1261 nt
Organism: Girardinichthys multiradiatus
Lineage: Eukaryota; Metazoa; Chordata; Actinopteri; Cyprinodontiformes; Goodeidae
Gene: tmem50a
Product: transmembrane protein 50A
Exons: 7
Coding region: 158-640 (160 amino acids)
Biological process (GO): late endosome to vacuole transport via multivesicular body sorting pathway; protein targeting to vacuole
Source: RefSeq, a predicted model, not a curated record